This is a messenger RNA of Zophobas morio, 3036 nucleotides long. RefSeq lists its product as uncharacterized. Bases 1 to 1686 code for a protein of 561 amino acids. Lineage: Eukaryota; Metazoa; Arthropoda; Insecta; Coleoptera; Tenebrionidae. The record is from RefSeq and is a predicted model, not a curated record. The transcript has 3 exons.
AUGUGUCAAAUAGAUUUUGUUGGAAGCAGAAGUACACCACUUGGACAGACCCGGGAUGUUUCUCUGAGAACUACAACGACUCCACGUAAAAUUUUGGAGCGCAUAGGCGUAAAACAGCGGACAACGACCAAUUUUACGUCUAACGAAGUAAAACUCUACAGAGAAGCAAAACGCCUGCAAAAACAAGUAGGCCGCUUGCAAAAGCAGGCUGAAAAGCGGAGACAUGACCUACAGUCCGCAAGGAAAUUUGUUCGGGAUCAACGAUUGGUUGAUCUCGUAGAAGGGUUGACUCCUGUUCAGCAGCGGUUUUUCGAAAAUCAGAUUAGGAACGUAAAUCGUAAACCAAAAGGCAGGAGUUUUACGUUUGAGGAAAAGGCAGACGCCAUUGCCAUAUGGAAACAUGGCCCGAAGACGUACAAACUUCUGUCUAAAAUGUUUACGUUGCCGUCUAUUGACACUCUGAGGGCAACCCUAAAUAGAGUUCCAAUAGAACCGGGUAUCAACAAACCCAUAUUCGAAGUUCUCGGAAAGCAAGUACGUCGCAAAAUGGACCCCAAGUACAAUCUGUGUACUCUCAUCUUCGAUGAGAUGUCCAUACAGCCUCACCUUGACUACUUGCCUUGUGAGGACAGAGUUGUGGGUUUUGAAGAUGACGGUACAACAAGGACGGAAAAAAUUGCAGACCAUGUUUGCGUCUUUAUGCUUAGAGGAAUUUUUGGAAGGUGGAAGCAACCUGUUGCUUUUGCUUUUUGUAAAAGUUCUUUAGCUGCCGUAAACAUUGUCCGUUUUUAUAAAGAGAUUGUGAAAGAAGCAACAGCGAUAGGCUUAAACAUCAUUGCUUCGGUUUGUGAUCAAAGCACUACAAACAGUGCUGCAAUCGAUAUACUUUUGCAGGAAACCAGGCGACGUGCUAUUUUAGAAAAUGAAGAGGAAACUGAAGAGAAUGUGAUAAAAAUUGGUGAUCACAAAGUUGUCCCUCUCUUUGAUCCUCCUCAUCUUCUAAAAAGUAUGCGGAACAAUCUUCUCACCAAAGAUCUGCUUUAUGUAGAUAAAGCAGGUGUGGAGAGAAGAGCUUCUUGGAGUUUUUUUGAAAAGGCAUAUGGAUUAGAUCAGACGCUGGGUGACAACCUAAGAAUGAUGCCAAAGAUCACCAUAGACCAUGUGAAGCCUAACUUAAGAGGCAAAAAAAUGAAAGUUCGUUAUGCUUCACAGGUCUUUAGCCGUAGUGUUUCUUCUUUCAUAAAUCUCUGUUCCAGCCGGACAUUUGGGGGAAUCCUGCCGCCUGAUGCUCAAUACACUUCCGAUUUGUUUAUGUUCAUGGAUUCUGUCUUUGACAGUGUUAAUGGAGGAUUUGGAGACUGCGGUGGUAAGAACUUACGUAAAUUGGUAGGAGUUAAAAAUUACCAUCACACUUGUUGGCUAGAAGGGAAACGCAUGUUCAGCAACAUGAGAUUUGUACCACGUAAAGCUGGAGACCGAGCAAAACCCCCAGUUUUACAGGGGUGGUAUCGUACUUUAAAUGGUUUUAUGAUUAUCAAGGAAACUCUAACGAAACUUGGUUAUAACUUUUUCCCAGCAAGAGCUUUUAACCAAGAUCCGUUGGAAAAUUUUUUUGGUCAAAUAUGUAAGACAAUAUGGAGGACGAUAUACAAAUCCUACUUGUCGAGCAUUCGUGCCAUUUUAUAAGUCAUUGAUGAUGAAGAAUUUUUGCUCCUAUCAUUCUCGUGGCUCUAAUUGUGAACAAGAUGAGGACUCAUUUGUGAUCACAAUUCGGGAGUUUCUUGGUCUUCAAAUAAAUCGGAAAUGUGUCGAAGAUCAGUGGAAACCGCCACCAGUUCCUGAUACUGUAACGAAGGAUAAACUUUAUGACCAGAAUGUUAUAGGCUACAUAAGCGGAUUUCUAGUCAAACAUAUGUCAAAAGAACCACUUGGCUGUGAAAUCUGUCGAUCUAACUUAAAGCACGAUGGGGAUCCAGAUAUACAGUAUCAUGGCUUGGUGGAAAAGAAAGAGUACGAUGAUAAAAACAGACGGUUACAAUAUACGAAUGUGGGGGUGAUUAAAACUCUGAUUGAGACUCAUAAUCACCUGCGCAUUCUUUUACCGUCUGCAAUUUAUCAUUCUUCUCUUUCUAGAAGGAUUAUAAGCCACCUGCGAACUACAAUUGAUUUUGAUUUUCAGGAAUGCUUGCAUACCGAAGAACUAAAAACUAAACUUUUCCAUUUAUUUGUAAGAGUGUUUAUCUUUGGAUACAUGAAAAAACUGAGUAAUAUAGUAUUUGGUAGGCAAGAACCGAACAGAUCAAUUUCGUUGGAGACAGAAAUGCAAAAAUUAUAUUUACGUUUUAAAAGAAAAUAGAACAUUUGUAUAAUUUUGCAUUUUGCAGGUUAUUAAUCAGCUUUGUUUUGUGCAUACCAGAAGAAAAUGAUGGCUAUAUGAGGUUAAAUAUUCGAACAUUACCACCGAGAUAUAUUGUACUGUGAUACCUAAGGAGGUCGAAAUUGCAAUCUCCAGAUUUUCAUUGAGUUGUCUAAAUCUUUAACCUAUUGUUAUGUUAUCAAAGUGAUUGUAUUGUCACAUUUCUUAAGGUAUGAACAAAAAGUGCAAAGGCAGUUUGCGUUUCUACUGAUGGGAGAUUAAAAAUUAAUUUAGUUUUAAAAAGUCUCAGACUUUAUUUUGUUAUUUUAAUGUAGUGGCUAUUUUGUUAAGAAUAUUCUGCUUGCAACAAAUACAUGUUUUUUACUUGCAUUUUAAAAAUCUACACACUUUUAUUAAGUUGUAUAUAGGUAAUAAUUAGGUGUGUAUAUAGGUAUGUACUAUUUGUUCUAUUAUUUUAAAUAAAAGUACAAAUGUAAGUUAUCAGGGCAAGCCAGUUUCAUUAUCUCGUUUAUCAUGCGAUUUCUGUUCAAAAUAUUUUCUUAUGCUGUUUUAUUUUGCACUGUUUUCUUUGACUUUUUGGUACUUUUAGAAUUUUGUCAUAUUAUGGUAUUUUUAUUGUUAUUUGUAGUAGUAUUUUCAUUAAUUAUUCAAUGUUACGG